This is a messenger RNA of Saprolegnia parasitica CBS 223.65, 1409 nucleotides long. RefSeq lists its product as hypothetical. The annotation marks the transcript as partial. The record is from RefSeq and is a predicted model, not a curated record. NCBI's taxonomy places the organism in Eukaryota, Oomycota, Saprolegniomycetes, Saprolegniales, Saprolegniaceae. The transcript has 5 exons.
CGAUGAGUCACCUGCGGCCAUGGAUCCGAGCGGCGCGCCGCUCGUACAGCGUCAAGGCGACAGGCUACACGGCGAUGGGCUCGUUCCAUACGCCUAGCAUUGACGACAUCUUUGAGCAAGGCGCCAUAGAGCUGCCCGUGGUCAUGGAUGACCAUGGCCCCCCGACGGCGUUCGGAACGCCGAUGCGCCAGCACUUCUUUCUCGACCCAGCGUGGACGUUUAUCAACCACGGCGCCUUUGGCGCAUCGCUUCGGCCGGGCAUGGCGGCCGCGCAGCAGUGGCGGGAGCUCGCGGAGCGCCAGCCACUAAAGUUUUACGACCGGGAGCUCUUCUUUUACCUCGUCCACGCGAUUCAAGCCCUUGCCAGCGCGUUGCAUGCGCCACCGAAGGACGUCGUCUUGCUGCCCAACGCCACAUCGGGCCUCAACGCGGUGAUUCAAUCGAUGGCUGCGACCAUGCAGCCCGGCGACUCGAUCUACAGCUUGGACGUGGCGUACGGUGCCGUCAAGAAGCUCCUGCAUCAAGUGUGCGCCGAGAAACAGCUCGUCCAUGCAUCCCACGCCUUGAGCUUUGCCGACGCGCACGACGACGACGCGAUCAUUGCGCGUAUCGCCGAGACGCUGCCCGCGUCCGGCUGCCGGCUCGUCGUUAUGGACCACAUCACGUCCAACACGGCGACCGUGCUGCCGGUCCAGCGCAUCACGGAGCUCUGUCACGCGCGUGGCAUCCCGGUGCUUCUUGACGGCGCCCACGGACUCUUGAACCUCCCGCUUGACUUGAGUGCCAUCGGUGCCGACUUUUACGUUGGCAAUUGCCACAAGUGGCUCAGUGCGCCCAAAGGCGCAGCCUUUCUGCACGUCGCGCCGCACUACCAGUCCAUUAUACGCCCCCAAGUGCAGUCCCACGGCAUGGACGACGGCUUCCAGAGUACCUUCCUCUGGACAGGGCUCCAAGACUACGCGUCGCUCCUCGCACUCCCCGCCUGCCUCUCGUUCUGGGCAUCGCACAACGUCGAAGCCGUCCGUGCCUACAUGCACACGACGGCCGCCGACGCAGCGACGGAGCUCACACGGCACUGGCAGCUCCCGCCGGCGCGCGAUGUCCCGUCCCACAAGCAGUGCAGCAUGCGCCUCGUAGCGCUGCCGCCGCGCGUCUUUGGCACGUCGUCGACGCCGACGUCCGUCGACGCCAAGCUAGUGCAAGACUCGCUGCACUUUUUGCAUGCGAUCGAAGUGCCCGUCAAGUGCAUCGAAGGGCACUUGUACGUUCGGCUCUCGGCCCACGUGUAUAAUACCACGAGCAACUAUGCACGGCUCGCCGACGUGGUGCGGUCGGCCUCGGUGAGCGUGUAGUGUGCCAAUGUAAUAGACCAACUUUGGUCUUUAAAAGCAACAGCGAAGAUAAAGCCG